AUCCUCCAUUCCCUUAUUGCUUUCACACACACACUCUCUCUCUCUCUCAACAUUUUUGUCGUUAUUUCUCUUACAUCAUUUUCAGGCACGGCUAGAAACGAAGUGCGCGACCGACCAUGGCAACCCUUUCGCUGUUAUUCUUUCUCUCCCUCCUCCUCAUCUCCGCUUUUAACUUUGCAGAAUCUCAAUCAUUCAUUGGUGUGAAUUACGGCCAAGUUGCCGACAACCUUCCACCGCCGCCGGCGACGGCAAACCUCCUCAAGUCCACGACUAUUGGGAAAGUCCGUCUCUACGGCGCCGACGGUGCUAUCAUCAAGGCCCUCGCUGGAACCGGCAUUGGAAUCGUCAUCGGUGCUGCCAACAGCGAGAUUCCGGCGCUGGCCUCCGACCCGAACGCGGCGACUGGAUGGGUGAACUCGAACGUAAUCGCCUACUACCCAGCCAGCAACAUCACGCUCAUCACCAUUGGCAACGAGGUGAUGAUGACCAUGGAUCAGGGCUUGAUUUCUCAGCUCCUUCCGGCCAUGCGGAAUGUCCAAAAUGCCCUCAACUCGGCAUCCCUCGGAGGCAAGGUCCGGGUCUCCACCGUCCACUCAAUGGCCGUGUUGAGUCAGUCCGACCCGCCCUCCUCCGGGUCGUUUAACCCGGUGUUCCAGGACCCGCUCCGAGGGUUGUUGGCGUUUCAGAAGGACAAUGGGUCGCCCUUCACGGUCAAUCCCUACCCUUUCUUCGCAUACCAGAGCGAUCCGAGGCCCGAAACGCUAGCGUUUUGCCUGUUCCAGCCUAACUCCGGCCGUAUUGACUCGGGAAACGGGAUCAAAUACAUGAACAUGUUCGACGCUCAGGUAGAUGCUGUACGGUCUGCCUUGAAUGCAAUGGGAUUUAAAGAUGUUGACAUUAUGAUUGCUGAGACAGGUUGGGCGUACAAUGGGGAUAACAAUGAAGUCGGCCCCAGUGUUGAAAAUGCAAGGGCCUAUAAUGGGAAUUUGAUCGCGCACCUUAGAUCAAUGGUUGGGACACCUCUAAUGCCUGGAAAAUCUGUGGAUACAUAUAUCUUUGCCCUGUAUGAUGAGAAUUUGAAACCUGGACCAGCCUCUGAACGUGCAUUUGGGCUUUACAAGACUGACCUUAGCAUGACUUAUGAUGUUGGUCUUUCAAAGACUAGCCAGACUCCAACCUCUACUCCAACCAGCCCAUCUCCAGUCAACCCGUCUCAUAAACCGACUGCAGCAGGCUGGUGUGUUCCUAAGGCUGGCGUUUCCGAUGCUCAAUUGCAAGCAAAUCUUGACUAUGCCUGCGGCCAAGGCAUUGAUUGUGGCCCGAUCCAACCAGGAGGCGCCUGCUUUGAACCAAACACUGUAUUAUCACAUGCUGCUUUUGCCAUGAAUCUUUAUUUCCAAACCUCUGCAAAGAAUCCAGGGAAUUGUGAUUUCUCACAAACUGCAACUAUUACAUCCACAAAUCCUAGUUACAAUGCUUGCACUUAUCCUGGUGGGGGUACUUGAAAGGCAGGGAAAUCCCAUUAGAUGUCAAAGAAGAAAUUAAUUUUUAAGCCAGAUUAAUGCUACCGGUUACUAAUGAUUAAAGCAAUAAUAAGCGUGUGCCUUUUUCUUGAUUAUCUCUUUAAUUGUAGAGGGUUCUUACUUUAGUUUUGGGGUAUAUAUAAUAUAUUGGUGUAACUGUCUCUCUAUCUCUCUUCGUACGUACUUAUUCUUGGUUCGGAAAAGUAAUGUUAGGUUGGAGAGAAAGAGAAGCGUGAGAUAUAUAUGGUACAAUUGUCCUUGAGGAACUUUAGUGGCUACAAUGAAUGUUAUUUUAAGUUUGUGCAUUUGUA
Messenger RNA from Corylus avellana, 1834 nucleotides. RefSeq names its product O-Glycosyl hydrolases family 17 protein. Gene Ontology annotation, biological process: carbohydrate metabolic process. Gene Ontology annotation, molecular function: hydrolase activity, hydrolyzing O-glycosyl compounds. The record is from RefSeq and is a predicted model, not a curated record. Lineage: Eukaryota; Viridiplantae; Streptophyta; Magnoliopsida; Fagales; Betulaceae.